GGUCAACCCAUAACAACUUAGCUAGCUAAUCAGAGGCUACAAAUUCACUCAAAUUAUCUACCGGUACCUGCCUAUUAGCAGUGCCUUCUUUACUCCUUUCCUUUUUGUAACAACCUAACCCCCUGAUAUUGACAUGCCCUCCAUAGACCCCAUCGGCUCCAUCGACUGAACGUCGUGCCUUGGCUCUGCUCGCUGCUCCCCUUGCCUCUCAGUUUAAUCCUUCUUUUUUAAUGAGAGUGAAUCCGCGUGUUCGUACCGGCACUUCUCUCACGAAUCGGCUUGCCACAAGCGGCUCGAACAAGCCCCCACGCCAACACUUUAACGCCGUCGUCACCCGAGACCCGGUCUUAUGCGCUGAGACUUUGCGUCCGAAACCUUGAAUUAGCAACGGUCCUCCGUCCCAGCGGGCCUCUUCCCAAUGGUCACCCGUCGCUCCCAUACCAAGUCGCGCAACGGCUGCAGAGACUGCAAGCGGCGGAAAGUCAAGUGCGACGAGGCCUAUCCGUCCUGCUUCAAUUGCACCAGACAUGGCAUUCCGUGCAGUCUAUCAACCUCGGGGGCCUCUCCGUCCCGCACCACUCACCAUUCGCCAUCUUUCACGCAGUCGACCAGCAGUUCAAGCCCGGAAACGCCGUACCAGUUUCUCGACGUGGUAAUCAGCCAUGCCGAACCCACACCGCAGCAGCCGACCAUCAAGCUCUGGGGCCACGGCUUAGAGCUGAUGCAUCACUACACCCUGCAUACCGCCAACACCAUCUCGUUGCGCCACAAAACACAGCACGUCUGGCGCGUCAUCGUGCCUGAGAUAGGCUACGACUGCCCCUUCGUUGCCCAUGGCAUCCUCGCCAUGGCCGCUCUGCACAAGGCCUACCUCCUACCCCCGGAACGGGACCGGUACCUCGACCUGGCGACGAGCCACCUGGACGCCGGCCUCGAGGGUUUCCGCGCCCUGCUGCACACCAUCGACGAGACCAACUGGCAGCCCUUCUUUUGCUUCGCCACCCUCGUCACCUUCUACGUCGCCUGCGUCCCGGCGCACGACGGCGGCGGCGGCAGGCACGUCCCCGACAUCACGGCCCUCUUUGUCUUCGUCCGGGGCGUGAGGACCAUUCUCGAGCCCUACCAGGAGAGACUGGGAAGGACGAAGCUGGCGCCUCUGGUCGAAGGCCCCUGGACAGUCGAGCCCGGCGAUCCUGAGUACGAGAACCCGGCCCUACACCACUCCCCCCUGCCGAGAGACAUCUUCGAGGCCCUGAGCCGCCUCGCCGCCUUCUUCGAGGAUCACCUCGAGGGCGACGCGCGCGACGACUACGCCGUCGCCGUAACGGAGCUGCGCAAGGUCGCCUGCCUCGUCGCCCACGCCGGCGCCAGCCCCGAGAUCAGCAUGGUCGUCUUCUGGCUGUACAGGGUCUCGGACGGCGUCAUGGCCGACGUCCAGACGGCCGCCCCACACGCCAUGGUCCUCGUCUCCCACUUCGCCGUCCUCCUGUGUGCCGUCGAGCGCAUCUACUGGUUCUUCCAGGGGUGGUCGCGGCACCUCCUCGAUGCGGCCGAAAUGCGGCUGGCUGGACUUCCGGUCUUCGCGGCGGCACUAGAGUGGCCGAAGAAGCAGAUCCUCGAGCUUUACGCGCACUAG
This is a messenger RNA of Colletotrichum navitas, 1636 nucleotides long. RefSeq lists its product as uncharacterized. Gene Ontology annotation, molecular function: zinc ion binding; DNA-binding transcription activator activity, RNA polymerase II-specific. The transcript has 3 exons. Bases 419 to 1636 code for a protein of 405 amino acids. NCBI's taxonomy places the organism in Eukaryota, Fungi, Ascomycota, Sordariomycetes, Glomerellales, Glomerellaceae. The record is from RefSeq and is a predicted model, not a curated record. Gene Ontology annotation, biological process: regulation of transcription by RNA polymerase II.